AUGGUCGAACUGAUCAAGCUGGCUCAUAUGCCGCCGGACCUGCCGCUCUAUGUCGUCAUGUACACGGACGUGCAGAAUGCCCCGUUCCUCAAGGAACAGUUGCUGGCAGGCAACUCCGAGUUCGAGUACGCCUUUAUUGACGCGAAAAUGGUCGUCUCUACCACCCAUGUGCUUGCUGCCGCUUUCCGGGCCAUGAACGACUAUCUCAACGAGAGGUUGAAGUCACGCAACGUUCACUCGGAGAUUGUCUUCUCUCUGAGCCCGAACAACAAUAUCGGCGAGGCUUUCCGCAGGUUCGGAGUCGGCGAGUCAACUAAAGAUUUACUGGUGUUGAAGGUGGCCACGACGCCGGAAGUCACCCUGGAAAGCGUCACUCAACAUCUAACAACGCACAUCCAGGGCAAACCGAGUCCGUUUGAUGACGCAGGUUUUCGCAAGGUCGCCGACAUUGACACAAUCCGAAAGGUUUACAAACUCAACUCUACAGUCCCGGGUGGCCGCCGUCCUGGCAACUCUAUUAGCAGCGGAUCUGGUGCGAAGGACAGCGGGUCCGUUGAUGUGACGAAAAAUCUUGAGGUCCAGAUUCUCGGCCUCAUGGCUCUCCGUGGGGCAACGUGA
Molecule: messenger RNA, 618 nt
Organism: Fonsecaea nubica
Lineage: Eukaryota; Fungi; Ascomycota; Eurotiomycetes; Chaetothyriales; Herpotrichiellaceae
Exons: 3
Coding region: 1-618 (205 amino acids)
Biological process (GO): telomere maintenance via recombination; tRNA threonylcarbamoyladenosine modification
Cellular component (GO): nucleus; EKC/KEOPS complex; cytosol
Source: RefSeq, a predicted model, not a curated record